UACCCGGCUCUUCGCCCACCUUCACUUAAGGAACCGCGGGGAAGGAUCUACGUGAGACCUGUGCGGUGGGGUCGGGGCUCAUGGCCGCGUCCAGGACGCUCGGCACUUUCCGUCUCCCGCCGUUACCCACGAUUCGAGAAAUCAUUAAGUUGUUUAGACUGCAAGCCGUGAAGCAGCUAUCCCAGAAUUUUCUCUUGGACUUGAGGCUGACAGAUAAAAUUGUAAGGAAAGCUGGCAGUCUGACAAAUGCUUAUGUUUAUGAAGUGGGCCCUGGGCCUGGGGGAAUCACAAGAUCCAUUCUCAAUGCCGGUGUUGCUGAACUUCUGGUGGUUGAAAAGGAUGGUCGAUUUAUUCCUGGAUUACAGAUGCUUUCUGAUGCAGCACCUGGAAAACUGAGAAUUGUCCAUGGAGAUGUCUUGACAUUUAAGAUAGAAAAUGCUUUUCCAGAAAGUCUCAAAAGACAGUGGGAGGAUGAUCCUCCAAAUGUACAUAUUAUUGGAAAUCUGCCUUUUAGUGUAUCAACUCCACUGAUUAUCAAGUGGCUUGAAAACGUUUCUCAUAGAAAUGGACCUUUUGCUUAUGGCAGAACCCAGAUGACUUUGACUUUUCAAAAGGAAGUGGCAGAGAGACUUACAGCCAGUACAGGAAGCAAGCAGCGUAGUCGCCUCUCCAUCAUGGCCCAGUACCUCUGCGACGUUCAGCACAUCUUGACAAUCCCAGGUCAGGCUUUCAUCCCCAAACCGGAGGUGGACUCGGGGGUGGUGCAUUUCACCCCCCUGACCCAGCCGAGGAUAGAGCAGCCAUUCAAGCUGGUGGAGAGAGUCGUUCAGAAUGCCUUUCAGUUCCGAAGGAAAUACUGCCAUCGAGGGCUUGGAAUGUUAUUCCCUGAAGCCCAGCGAUUAGAAAGCACUGGGAAACUGUUACAGUUGGCCGAUGUGGACCCUACUCUUCGACCCACCCAGCUCUCUGUCAUACAUUUUAAGAGCCUCUGUGACGCAUACCGAAAAAUGUGUGAUGAAGACCCACACCUCUUUGCUUACAAUUUCAGAGAAGAACUCAAGCAAAAGGGGAUGGCAAGGAGAGCUACAGACUGUAGCUGCUACGUCAGGGGCUGGCAGCCGACUGGAUGUUGAUGUUCACAGAGUUGAACUUCUCCUAUGUGUGCUCCCCAGGUGUGACUUAUUCCCCUUUUACAGCUUGGUAAAGAGAGUAAAUAUCGUCAAGUAAGGUACAGUACAAGCUUUCUUUUAAUAUAUAUACUGCAUAGAUAUGACAUGUUUAGUAUAAACAGCAUCUAUUACAACCUUACAAAAAUGAAAUACCUGCACAUUGUACCCCUAACCCACAUGAGAAUAAUUUAAAUACGCUUUAAAUAAAGCAGAACCUAAGAGCUCAAAGGAAAUGCCCAGAGGAUUGGAAAAAAUGAUCUUUCGAAAGCUAUUCAUCACAACUUCCCCACCCUUUUCCACAUAAAUUAAUUAGAACGCAGUUUCAUUUUAAGGUUUCUAAGUCAUUUUGAUACCUGCUCAAAAGGGAUACAAACUAAGUAAUUUACAGAUUCUGACCAGUUUAAUCUAGUUUUCUGAUCCACAAUAAAUUAAAAUAACUUAAAUCUUUACAACUAUUUUGUGGGAAAAAUGUAUACUGCACAAAACCCAAUAAUGAAUAGUUUUUCUGCAAUUUCCAUUUUACCCCCAGUUUAAAAGUGAAACCAGCAACUUAACCCAUAUCUGGAUUGACCUGUAUUAUGCCUUUCCAUGGCUCUCUGUUUCAUAAAAACACUCCUCGUUGACAACCGACGUUAAGCUCUGGACGCUGAAUUCUCGCUCGAGAACGGAGCUGAGAUCAAGGUUGGCAUUUUCCGAUUGACUGUCCAGGGACUGGUGACGCAUCUGCGCCUUCAGCAGAGUUCCCCUGUCCCUCUUGGUGCUGUUGGCUUUGCGUUUGAUGGCGCAGAAGUGCCCCCGGACCAGCUUGGGCUGCCCGUCCUUGCCGGGCGGCUGCUGAGCUGGCCGGGCGUCCGGGUCCUCCGAGAUCCUCAGUCUCUGGAACUGGAUCUCGAUGUCUGUGGUAGGGCUGCCCUGCUUCCCAGCCUGGUGGUCGUCCUCGUCGUCGUCGCUCAGAAUGUCGCUCUCUUUGAUGAGACUGUCGGAGAAGUCGGCCAGGCCCUCGUGGGGGUGUUUCUGGGCGUCCUGUCUGCUCCCGGCCGGGGGGCAGCCGCUGCUCUGGGUGCCACUGCUCAGGCUGCCCUCAUCCGAGUCCAGCGAGCUGCCCUUGCCCGGCUCCCCGGGCCACUCGCUGCUGGAGGAAUUCUUAAGGACUUUUAAGGACCUGGAUGAAGCUGCAGUGAGAAAAGCACAUUUUCCCUUAUGGUAGAGGAACCGAUUCCACAGUGUGUGCAUUUCUGCCUUGUGGGUUAUCAGAUUUAACAUCUUAAUUAAAAUUUCAUCACCUCACUUCACUCCUGGGACUAAAAAAAAUGUAGAUACUGCAAAUACGGACAUUUUUUAUUUAUGUUUAUUUGAAAUUUUAAGUUGGAAUUUGGCAUUUUUUAGAGGACCAAUUACCAGAGCUUAUUACUGAGAACAAUAAGCUAUAAACUAUCAUAAGGGCUAGGCUUCUUAUUACCAAUGAAUAAAUUUAAAAGUUAGUUUUACAGCUAAUUAAUGAAUAAAUUAGCUCUUGCUAAUGAAUAAAUUUAAAAGUUAGUUGCUAAUAAAAUCUAGGUUCCUUUCUUUCACUAAAGUACUUUGUAGUUUGAGAACUAAGAUUACACCACCAUAUUUCUCUGCCCACCUUCUCACCGGUUCAUUUCCCUUGCUGCUCAAUUAAAAGUACAAAAAUGCUUUUUCUCUCUCAUGAGAACUGUCUCUGCCGGAAUUUCUAGCCAACUUUGAGAUUUAACAUGAAUAUUGAAUCGUG
Molecule: messenger RNA, 2922 nt
Organism: Orcinus orca (killer whale)
Lineage: Eukaryota; Metazoa; Chordata; Mammalia; Artiodactyla; Delphinidae
Gene: TFB1M
Product: transcription factor B1, mitochondrial
Exons: 7
Coding region: 81-1133 (350 amino acids)
Biological process (GO): rRNA methylation; transcription initiation at mitochondrial promoter
Cellular component (GO): mitochondrial matrix
Molecular function (GO): mitochondrial transcription factor activity; rRNA (adenine-N6,N6-)-dimethyltransferase activity
Source: RefSeq, a predicted model, not a curated record